Raphanus sativus (radish) is the source of this 2592-nucleotide messenger RNA. Its product is annotated as cysteine-rich receptor-like protein kinase 10. The record is from RefSeq and is a predicted model, not a curated record. Gene Ontology annotation, biological process: protein phosphorylation. Bases 82 to 1317 code for a protein of 411 amino acids. The transcript has 5 exons. Gene Ontology annotation, molecular function: ATP binding; protein kinase activity. NCBI's taxonomy places the organism in Eukaryota, Viridiplantae, Streptophyta, Magnoliopsida, Brassicales, Brassicaceae.
UAUGGUCGUCGCAAACCAAGAGAGGGCUCUUUUAUAAAUGGGACCUUCAUAGUCUGAACCCCAAAUCAGGGAAACCAAACCAUGUCUUCUCGUGCCUCGUUCAUCUUCAUGUUUCUUUUCUCCUUCCUCACUAGCUUCAGAGCUUCGGCUCAAGAUCACGGUUACAUAUACCAUUUCUGUGGCAAUACGACAAGCUAUUCAGCUAACAGCACUUACUUCACUAAUCUCAAAAUACUUCUGUCCUCUCUCUCAUCUGGCAACGCCUCAUACUCCACCGGCUUCCAAAACGCUACGGUGGGACAAGCACCGAACAGAGUCACUGGACUUUUCCUCUGCCGAGGUGACGUCUCGCAAGAAGCUUGUAGUGACUGCGUCUCCUUUUCCGUCAAAGAUAUCUUAACCAAGUGUCCCAAUCAGAGUGAUGCCACUAUCUAUUACAAUCGUUGUAUGCUCAGAUACUCGGACCGUUAUAUUUUCUCAAACCUCACACUCAGUGGAGAGUUUUUAUGGUAUAACGGUUACAGUAUUGGGUACAACUAUGAAGACCAGUUCGAAAAAUUGGUGUUGACCACGAUGAUCGAAGCCGCCCUUGAAGCAGCGAACAGUUCUAGAUAUUUCUGUGAGAGAAAUGCCAAGUGGAAAGAAUACGAGAAUUUGUACGUCCUAGUUCAGUGCACUCCUGAUCUGACAAGACAAGACUGUUUGUUCUGUCUGCAAAAGUCCAUCAACCUAUUGCCUUUUAAAAGUAAAGGAGCAAGACUUCUAUUCCCUAGCUGUAAUUCUAGGUACGAACUUUUCGAGUUCUACAACGAAACAGACGUUAAGACACCGCCCCUAGCGGCUUCUACUCCUCCGGUGUCAUCUGCUCCAAGACCUAAUGGUCUUCUAAACGCAGGCAAAGGUGGGAAUUCAAGUGUGGUAGUCAUAGCCAUCCUUGUGGCUAUUAUAAUCGCUUUUGUGGUUUCUAUAGCUGGUUAUUGUUUCCUUGCAAAGAGGAAAAAGAAGAAUUCUGAUAAUAAACCAGAUUUCUAUGGAGAUGAUAUAACAACAAUAGAGUCGCUGCAACUUGAUUAUAGAACAAUUCAAGCUGCAACAAAUGAUUAUUCAGAGAAUAAUAAGAUUGGUCAAGGUGGAUUUGGCGAGGUUUACAAGGGUACAUUUUCGAAUGGGACUGAAGUUGCAGUGAAAAGACUACCAAAAUCAUCAGGACAAGGUGAAACAGAGUUCAAGAACGAGGUUGUUGUUGUUGCAAAGCUUCAGCAUAGAAAUUUGGACAGAAACGUCUCUAUAUUCCCAUGGAUGAUUUGGUAUAUAUGAAAAGCACGUAAUGAGAAAUGCUUCAACGCAAAGGAUGUAUCGCCACUUGACACACUCCAGCUAACUAGCAGCGAAGCGGAAGCGUGGUGUAUAGCACAAAUCGUCGAGACCAAUGCAGAAGAAAGCACGCUAGCGGUAGACACAAGAAGAGCCCUUGAGCAUCGCGAUACGGACUGCAAAUGGAUAUGCCAGGUAGACACCUCAUGGAAGGACAAAAACGAAAAAACAGGGCUCGGCUUUAUCCUCUUCGAAGACCGACGAAUGAGGCUAAUUGGCAUUAAGAAAUAUGACAAGGUAGCCUCGCCACUCUAUGCCGAAGCCGAAGCUUUAAGCUGGGCUCUGAAGGAGACAAGGAAGAUAGGUGUUUGCGAGUGAUUGUUGAAUCAGACUGCCAGCAAUUUGUUCGACUCAUCAACAAGCCGCAGGAGUGGCCUGCUCUUGGACCUGAGCUUGAUAGAGAUCGAUUUCUUAUGCUCAGAGUUCUCUUCUAUCUCUUUUAAUUUUAUUAGUCGUUUAUUUAAUGGCCGUGCGGACUGUCUCUCUAAGGCAGGACGAUCACGUGCUUCAAACUUUUGUUUCUUGGGAGAUAAGGCUCUUCCAUGGCUGGCUCACGAAGCUAGCUUAUGCGAACCUUUAGUUGCUUAAUAAAACUUUUCUUUGGAUGCCAAAAAAAAAUUACAAACCAUUCCAUAUUUCUCUCAAUACUUCCAGAUCUGAAAGUUGGAAAUGCAAAUGAAUAUGUGUUCAACGACUUUAGCCAUACGUUGAUUGGUAUCUCAUAUUUUCUCUUGAACAAACGGUUAACUGUUUAUUGAAAUGUUAUCUGUCAAUGUAAACUUGAUAAAAAAGUGGUGUAAAUACUAUGUUUAUGAGGUUCGAAAGCAUGAGUUAAACCUUGUAAGUUGUAACAUCGUCAGGUGCUUACCAUAAUCCUGAGUGACAAUUGUGUUGGAUUUAUUAAACAAUAGAAGACGAAGAAAAAAACAUUGGAAACUGUUGACAUACAAAACUUCUCAAAGUCAGGUUCUUGAUAUUUAAGAUUUCAGAGGCUUAUUAUCAUACCGACGAUACCGUAAGAGUCCGCGAAUCAAUUACCAAAGGGGAUGAACAAAGAGACCUACAAAAAGUGAAUCAUGCCUUAUAUUGUCACAUAUGAUGAAGAUUAGCUUACCGCUAUUUUCUACUCCUGUAAUCUGAGAAUCCAUCAUGAUGGCCAUGCUGCUUUAUAGCAGCGAGUGCGUGCCAUUUAAAGCUGGAGAUGCGUAAGAUCCACGU